Molecule: messenger RNA, 3469 nt
Organism: Pterocles gutturalis (yellow-throated sandgrouse)
Lineage: Eukaryota; Metazoa; Chordata; Aves; Pterocliformes; Pteroclidae
Source: RefSeq, a predicted model, not a curated record
AUGGUGACUGACUUUGAUGAAAAACAUGAUGAGUACUUAGUAUCCCUUCAGCAGAGAAACCGGCUACUGGGGCGUUUAAAAAGAAAGGAUCCUAUACAAAUCAAACUGGAGCAGUUAGAACAAGGAUUUUCUCUGUAUCUGAAUGGAGCUAAUUCAGAGCUGAGAAAUCACCGCAGAAAAAUCAGAUCACAUGGCUGCCUUAAAAAUGAGACAAAGACCAGCAGGACAAGUGCAGCUUGGCUAGAAGAGCACAUGUUGCGAGAACACAGCACACAGUCUGCACCAGGCAAAAUACAACGCAGAGGUUGGCUUCAGAAAAGUGUGGAGAUUAAAACAGAAAGGGGGGCUAAACUCUGCAUUAAACCUCCUCUUAAGUACUCUGAGGAUUUUGAACCUUAUGAAAGCUUGAGCGUGGAGACAAAUGGUGAUGAUCCUCUCCGGCACUCCCAGAAAUUGAGAAGAAGCUUGAAACUCGGUAUAGAAGAGAAAAGAAUGGAUGAAGAAUGUCUUAGUGAUGAUUACGAGUCUGUUGAAGAGGAUGUGUGUUCAGAACCAUCUCCCACUGAGGAAACAAUUACAAGCUUUGGAGGCCUCCAGCUGCAGUCACCUCAGAAAGAAGCUUCGGAACAUCAGGAUGCUGGGAGAUGCUCUGGCCUUGGUUCUGGUGUCCCCACUGUGCUGGAGUUCAACCAGGACCAAAGCAAAGUGAAGCCACCACGAGUCCUUUCAGCGAAAAGAAAAGACAAUGCUGAAAUGUACAUUCCUGUCAGACCAGUCGUGGUAAAAGAUAAAAUCACUCAGCCCCUCUCUGAUGAGUUCUCGCAGCAGGAAAGACAUGAAAGAAUUUGUUCUAGACCAUUAAGUCGACCAGAAAGACCACUUUCAGCAACUCGAAAGAGCGUGUGUGAGAAGGAUCCUGAUCUCUCCGUUUCAGCUGUGGUUAAAGCGAUGCAAAUUGAAAAUGAAGUCUUGCAGAGAGAUCUGCAGCGGCAGACAGUUUCCACAAGCCCUCACAAAAAAUCUUCUGUUUCAUCUAUUGUUUCUGCAACGGCUGAACCUCCAGAAGAAAGCCAGCCAAGGUCUGCAGUCGCAAAAGCUGUUGAGAAAAUGUGUCCUUUGGGAAGCAGACAACAGAAGAAACUUCUGAAAGUCUUUUCGGAGCCUGAGAGCCAUUCUGCGUGUGCUCAUGACAUAUUCCUGCCUGAUGACAAAUCUGAAGUAGAUUCCAUGUUGAGAGAGAAGAUGACAACCAGUAUGGAAGUACGUGAUGCCAUUUAUGUGACUAUGGAACUCCUUUCUAAUUGGGGAAAUCCAGUAAACGUGGGCCUGAGCGAGGUGGAAUUCUUUGAUUUACACAACGAAAAAAUAUUUGUGUCUCCUCAUGAUGUGGACAUUCGAAAUGCUGACAGCCCAGGGGAUUUGUGCUGCUUGGUCAAUAAGAACUUAAAUAUCACGAAGGAAAGCUUCCUGUGGAUGUGCCCUUUCCAUCCGCCCAUCCAACUUUACUUUGUUAUCCGCAAUCCCACCCAGUCACGUGACUUUGGUAUAUCCAAGAUCAAGAUUUGGAAUUACAACACAACAACUCCCUGUGACCUUAAUGUUGGAGCAAAGAAGGUGAAGCUUUAUGUUGAUGAGAACCUUGUAUUUGAUGGUGAAUUAGAGAGAGCCUCUGGAGAUCUCCUCACUGACCAUAGCACGACAAUUGACCUUACAGAUCACAAGCGAGAUAGCUCUGCAUGUUCUUCAGAUGAAAGGAAAGAAGCAAACACACCUACAGUCCCAGAGGAGAAAGCAGACCUACAUUUUAAAUGCUUACAGUCAAACAGUGCUUCACUAAACUGGAAAUCUCUGCCAGAAGAAAAUCUUCUUGAGCGUAAGAUGAACUCAAUCAGCUUUACAAAGAAAAAUUUGUCUGAGUUAGAGGAUGGUCUGAAAGUGUUACCAUCUCAAGCUUGUAUAAAAGAUGCCAAAGAGAAUGCAACAGUACAAGCGGUUACAGAGCGCAUUCGAUGUGAUGAUGAACUUUCUUUGAGUGAGCAAAUGGAAAAGGUAACAGGAAGAAAAUUGUCUGAUUCUACACAUGCAACUCCUUCUUGGUUACAGUCAUCUUCCCAACCAACAAAGAAUAAUAAAGUUGCUUCCAGUAAGCAGAAGCCUCCCUGGCUUGCUGCAGAACAUUGUUUAGGGUUGAGAUUUCAAACACAGCCAGAUCCGAUCAAUGAGGAUGUCAAAGGUCAGAGAAAUGAACUGGGAAGAUCUAGUAGAAAUGCCAAUGGAGAUGAGAGAUCACAAAUGACAGCCGGGAAGGAUGGUGAUGUGGGCUUGGACAUUUUGGAGCAACUUUCUAACAAAAAUUGCUGCAGCUUGCAGUACCCUACAAGUGGAAGGAGAAGUGUCAGAUGUGUAAAAAAGGCAGGAUUAAACACUCUAAAUCUUGGAGAAGAUGAUUUCGCUUUCAAAGAUGAAGACUACUCUGUCAAGGGCAUAGCAACCUCCAGAGCAAAGUGGCACAGCGAACAAGAACACACUCUGCAGGAGUUGUGGAACUCCUUGGUAAAGUUUAAUUAUUCCCAUCGCGGCCGAAUCUCUAACAUGGAUUUUCAAGGGGAUGUUUUCGAUGAGUUUCUCCAUCAACAGAAAAUCAACCGGCCUGGAGAAUAUCAGCAAAUGAGAAAAGAGGGAUUGCAAACAGUACCGAAAAGGCAAGAAGAAGAGAAUUCUUUAGAGGCACAUGAUGGAAAUGAUUUUAAGAUUCCUGUUUUACCUUCUGGGCAGCACUUGGUGAUAGACAUUCGAACAACAUGGGGAGACAGACAUUAUGUUGGUCUUAAUGGAAUUGAAGUUUUCAGUUCUAAAGGAGAGCCUGUUCAGAUUUCAAAAAUAACAGCUGAACCACCUGAUAUAAAUAUUUUACCAGCUUAUGGCAAUGAUCCCAGAAUAAUAACCAACCUAAUUGAUGGGGUAAAUCGGACGCAGGAUGAUAUGCAUCUCUGGCUAGCACCAUUUACCCCUGGAAAACCUCACUUCAUCUUUAUUGACUUCGUGAAUUCCUGUCAAGUAGCUAUGAUUAGGAUUUGGAAUUAUAAUAAAUCUCCUUUCAGAGGUGUGAAAGACAUUAUCAUGGUCUUAGAUGAACAAUGCAUCUUUAAAGGAGAAAUUGCCAAAGCUUCAGGAACCUUGUCUGGAGCUCCAGAGCACUUUGGGGAUACGAUACUCUUCACUACUGAUGAUGAUAUUCUUGAAGCUAUAUACUGCUAUGAUGAGACCUAUGAUGGAGAAAUGGAAGAUGUCAGCUCCUUGAGAUAUAAAGAAGAGCUCAAGAGACCAAAAACUGCUGAUAGGGAGGGAGACGAAAGACCUUUUACACAAGCGGGGUUAAGAACAGAGGAUCAACAGGUUCAAGAGCAGACCCUGCCGGACCCUGUCUCUGAAUGUCUACUCAAGGAAUCGGGAAUAUUUACCGGAAAAU